AUGUCAGGAAGCCUCAUUAGUCAACGUGAAGAGCAGCCAGUGUUGGUCCUUACCUGUCAGCGAGAUUCACAUCCUUUUCAGGACCGCAUAAUUAUACUAAAUGAGAUUGUCAAAGUUGGACGUUCAGUGGCCCGCGCCAAACCUACGAAAAACAAUGCUAUCUUUGACUGCAAAGUCUUGUCAAGAAGUCAUGCAUUGAUAUGGCACAAAGGGGAUCGGUUUUGGUUGCGUGAUACAAAUAGUAGCAAUGGAACUUUCGUCAAUAACACAAGAAUAGUAAAAAAAAAUGACGAAGAUUUUGCUGACCGUGAGAUAUUUUCCGGUGAUAUAAUUCGUUUCGGAGUAGAUGUCGUUGAACAUGAUACAACUCACGGCUGCAUCAUAGCUCAAGUUGCUUUGUAUCAUCCCAAUGGAGCAGAAGCAAAACAAAGCGUUGACUAUGUCAGUAAUAAUGAUGUUUUGACUGGUAUCGAGACACUCCAUACUGAACAAAUGUUCCGCUUCACACAUUACAUUAGCGAGGCUUUAUUUCGAGAACAAGUUCUGGACACAAAACUUGAGUCUAUCAAACGGCUCUUACAAGAGGCACAAGAAAUUUCUGAGGCUGGUUGGCAAGCUAUGGUGGAUGAAGAUCGACUUUUGGAGAAGCUAAGUCUCUAUGAAACUCAACUCUCCUUAUUGAAGCAAGAUCUGCCCGAGAAUUCGUUACAGUCGCAUCUAAUGCAGGCUCUGGAAGAAAAAUUUAAUCUUGAGAAAGCCAGUAAAAUAAUGUUGGAACGCCUGUUAAACGAAAAAGCCGAAGUUUUUAGCAAAGCUACAGAUCUUGAGCAUUCUUUGGCCGUGUCUCAAAAAGAGUGCAUUCGCCUUCGUCAAGACUACGAAAAUAUACAAGAGGCGUACCAGAAUUUGGCGAGUGAUAGGGAGUCGAAGCAAGUGGCAUCAGAGGGAUCAAAGGAAAGCAACAUCGAAAAAUCUGAUGUAAAAGUCGAAACUGAUCAACUUAAAGAUGAAAAAGUGCCUGGAAAAGUUUUCGAUCAGUUUUUAUAUUCUGACCAUAGAUCAAAUAAUAGACAAGCCCAUGAUAAUCAUAACGGUAAUGAUGCAAACAUUCUUAUGAAUGGUUUAGACAAUGGUAUUUCGAAAAUCGCUGAGAAUCAUGAUGAUAAGUUAAAUAAUAUCAACGGACGAUUCGGUAUGCAAAAUAAUUUCGAUCUAUUAAAGUCAUCGGAACCUGAUAAUUUCUGCGGUAUUCAAGGGCAACAUGCCACCACAAAUGAUAAAUCUCAUAAUGGACAUACAUCUGUUCGGAUAAUUGAAGGUAUUCGGCUUUUCAAUCAAUCAAAUCAAUUGAUCAAAUUACUCCAAGAUGAAUUAAGUAUUUUGGCCAAGAUUAAAAGGUCAAAUGAAUCAACUCUUUCCUUACCGGUGAAUUCUGACUCAGAUACAAACAAAAUCGAUUCUUUUGAGUCUAUUGAUACUGUUGAUCCUGAUAAAACUUCAUUGAAACGACUGGAUGCUGUUAAUUGUAAAGAAAAUAAUUUCGAAACUGCCCUACAGCGUGCAACAGAGUAUGCUACUUUAGUUGCCAAUCUUCAACGUCGUGUAGGUGCUGAUUUAAAUUCACUGUGUUUACUACCGAAUGUUCAUGAUAAUGCUGAUAUUUUCAAUAUCCACCAUGACUUGUGUAUACCUCCGGCUGAAUUCAGGACCACUCAUGUAACGAAAAUGGAUGUUAGUCUAGGAACAGAAACACUUGCCGAUCAUAUUCAAUCUACUGAAGUGGAUGAGACAGCCAACCAGAAAGUUGAAAUUAAUCAUUUGCAAGCAAGUGGUAUGGAUAAAGAUUCGCAUACAGAUGAGAAACUUUCAAAACUACACAAUGAGCUAAUGGAAUCCGCGAAUGAGAUUGAAACAUAUAAACAAUUAACAGAAGAUUUAAGAAAACAAGAUGCCGCUAAAGCAGAGUUAUUGUUAUUGGUUCGAGGAGAAUGCGAUGCACUAAAAAGUCGAAUCGCUGUAAUUGAAACCGAUGUAGCGACAAGUCGUGCUGAUCAUCAUCGUCUUAUAUCUGAAACCAGAAGAGCACAAGCAGAAGCUAAUGAAUUGUUACUUGAACGUGAUAAUUUAUCGAAACAAUUAAAUACUGCUAAUAGUCAAAUAGAACAUUUACAAAAGCUUCUUGCCAGUACACUUUUGUGUGAUACCAAAACACAGAUUUCUAACAAGAAUGCUAUUUCCAAUGAAAUAUCCACUGUAAAUUCUUUAAAUAAUAAUCUUUGUCCAACUAACCAAUAUCCUACUAGAACUAGCAACGUACCAUUGCAUGAACAUUAUUUCUCAUUAUUUGCUGUCAUUCCGGUUAUGAUAUUGAUUUGUGCGUUCAUCGUAUAUAUUUUCUUGAAAUUUGUUCGAUGA
Schistosoma rodhaini is the source of this 2415-nucleotide messenger RNA. Lineage: Eukaryota; Metazoa; Platyhelminthes; Trematoda; Strigeidida; Schistosomatidae. The record is from the annotation of a GenBank genome assembly.